AUGUCCUACUCCACAGCCAGGUUUCAGGGCGACAGAUCCAAAGGGGAAGAAUCAGAACAGGAGAUGUAUAAGGAGAAGAGAACAGUGGAAAUUCUAGAGCCCUUAGUAUUUUUGCAAGAGAAUCUCAACCACCUCACCACCACCAAUGACUACUGGGAAUUCAUUUUUCCUCCCAUAGAUGAAGUGAAAAUAGAGUACAAGUUCGGAACUAGUGUCCUUUCAUAUGGCCACUUAUCUCAAAGAUAUAAAGGUGGCUUUGUCUAUAUAGCCACAGCUGAUCAGUCAGGGUCUAUUCCAGGUGGAGCCAAUCAGAGUCACUUCCCUGGAAAUUUGCAAUUAGAGACAGGAAACUACAUUUCCCAGCAUCCCUGGUGUGACGGAACUAUCUUUCCCAAUAGCCUGAGUGUGAGUCAACGAGACUUCCGCUUCUGCCCACGGAAAACUAAGGACGUGAUGAAUCGAUGGGCUUUACGGUGUCUCCGCUGUGAGGGCUACCAGGGCUAUUGGGCUUCUGUCCCGCGCAGGCGUUUCUCGCCAGCCCUGCGGAGAGACUUUUUAACCACCACAACCAAGGAAGGAUAUGAUGUCAGGCAAGUUGACAUAACUCCUUUAGAGCAAAGGAAAUUAACUUUUGAUACCCACGCACUGGUUCAGGACUUGGAGACUCAUGGAUUUGACAAAGCACAAGCAGAAACAAUUGUAUCAGCCUUAAGCAGUCUAUCCAAUGUCAGCCUGGAUACUAUCUAUAAGGAAAUGGUCACUCAGGCUCAACAGGAAAUAACAGUACAACAGCUAAUGGCUCAUUUGGAUUCCAUCAGGAAAGAUAUGGUCAUCUUAGAGAAAAGUGAAUUUGCAAAUCUGAGAGCAGAGAAUGAGAAAAUGAAAAUUGAAUUAGACCAAGUUAAACAGCAACUGAUAAAUGAAACCAGUCGAAUCAGAGCAGAUAAUAAACUGGACAUCAACCUAGAAAGGAGCCGAGUAACAGAUAUGUUUACAGAUCAAGAAAAGAAACUUAUGGAAGUGACCACAGAAUUUACCAAAAAGGAUAACCAAACCAAAAGUGUUAUUUCAGAGACCAGUAAUAAAAUUGACAGUGAAAUUGCUUCCUUAAAAACACUGAUGGAAUCUAACAAACUUGAAACAAUUCGUUAUCUUGCAGCCUCAGUGUUUACUUGCCUCGCAAUAGCCUUGGGAUUUUAUAGAUUCUGGAAAUAA
Messenger RNA from Orycteropus afer afer, 1215 nucleotides. It is a transcript of the gene CCDC90B, whose product is annotated as coiled-coil domain containing 90B. Bases 1 to 1215 code for a protein of 404 amino acids. Lineage: Eukaryota; Metazoa; Chordata; Mammalia; Tubulidentata; Orycteropodidae. The record is from RefSeq and is a predicted model, not a curated record. The transcript is spliced from 12 exons. Gene Ontology annotation, cellular component: mitochondrion.